CUCUCUCACACGUAUUCUCCUUGUUGAUUAUCUUGCCAUGAGCUCCAUUGUCUCUUUUAUCUCCUCCUUCCAUCGUCUCAUCACUUGUCCAGCUAGCUGAGCCCACUAAGAAGAUAGUGCUUUGAGAUGGCUCAAAUCCUAGGUCACCAUCUUCAUCUGUUCAUGCUCUUGUCUGUUCUCAUUCUCCAGAUCGCCAUGGCAGCAGGGCAAAACACGUCCACGGAGGCAAAAAGUUUUACGUUAGUUAAUAAUUGCAACGAGACAAUAUGGCCUGGAAUCCUAACAAGGGGUAACAACAGCAAUGGCUAUGGUUUUGCUCUACAACAAGGCCAAACCGCCUUCUACAACGCCACGGCCGGAUGGAGUGGCCGGAUGUGGGCACGAACCGGUUGCAAUUUUGAUAAAAACGGCACCGGAACUUGUCAAACAGGUAGCUGUGGCACCUCUAUAAACUGCACAGUCCCGAGUAACCCACCCAACACCAUUGCCGAGUUCACACUUGGUGAUGUUGAUUUCUAUGAUGUUAGCCUUGUCGAUGGAUUUAAUUUGCCUGUAGUAAUUUCUCCCAUUGAUGGCAAGGGAAAUUGUAGCAUUGCUGGUUGUGAUGGGGACCUCCGACAAAAUUGCUCGUCCGGACUGGCUGUUAAGUCCGACGGGAAGGUCAUUGCUUGCCGGAGCGCAUGUGAUGCUUUCAACACCGACGAAUACUGUUGUAGAGGAGCAUAUGCCGAUCCUGUAGCGUGUCUGCCAACCAACUAUUCCAGGAGUUUUAAACAAGUAUGUCCUGCAGCAGCUAGUUAUGCAUUUGAUGACAGUAUAAGCAUCAUAACAUGCUCUGCCUCAGAAUACGUUGUCACCUUCUGUGCCUCAAGGAAUCAAAAGGUGUGCUCUUAUCAUGAUAACAAGCUUGUCUGCAAUACAUCGAAUGGUUCAAAAGCAUCCCCCCUUGGCCUAGGAGGAUGGAUUCUGGUGUUGGCACUGCCUUUGACAUAUAAUUUGAAGAUGAAAUUCUAUCUCAGCUGACAUUAAUGCUCCCCUUCUCUCGAGAACGUCCUCUCCUUUGUAAAUCAAGAAAGUGUGCCUUUGUCAUUUUUGAAAUCACGACUGACUUUUCCUGAUGCCUUAUUUUUUGCAGCAUGUUUGAAACUCUCUGGAUUGAAUUCUAUUCAGAUAUUUUAGUCAAA
This is a messenger RNA of Populus nigra (black poplar), 1184 nucleotides long. Its product is annotated as pathogenesis-related thaumatin-like protein 3.5. The transcript is spliced from 3 exons. Gene Ontology annotation, cellular component: extracellular region. NCBI's taxonomy places the organism in Eukaryota, Viridiplantae, Streptophyta, Magnoliopsida, Malpighiales, Salicaceae. The record is from RefSeq and is a predicted model, not a curated record. The coding region runs from base 127 to 1023 and encodes 298 amino acids. Gene Ontology annotation, biological process: defense response.